GCCAGGGCACGGCACAGCCGCUCCAGCCCCGAGCCAGCAGCAGCUGCCCCUCAGCUCCGGCUCCUCCGCCGCCAGCGCCGCGACCCCCAGAGCAGCAGCCAUGGACAGAUGCAGAGCUCCGUGCUACGAGUACCCCGCGUGCCCCGACGUGCUGAAAGCGCCGAGGGAGGAGGUCGCCUACGUGACCUGCACCUACAGGUCCACCUGCAUCGACCAGCCCGAUUUCCUGGCCACCGUGGACCUCAACCCGCGCUCCUGCACCUACGGCCAGGUGAUCCACCGGCUGCCCAUGCCCAACCUCAAGGACGAGCUGCACUGCGCGGGCUGGGGCCCCGCCUGCGGCUGCUUCGACAGCGGCGCCGCGGCCAAAAGGACCAAGCUGGUGCUGCCCUGCUUCAUCUCCUCCCGCAUCUACGUGGUGGAUGUGGGCUCCCAGUGCCGGGCGCCUCGGAUCUGCAAGAUGAUCGAGCCCGUGGAUGUGUUCUGGAAGUGCAACAAGGGCUACCUGGCUGUCACCCACCCCCUGCCCAACGGGGACGUCCUGGUGGCCAACACGGGCGACCCCGCUGGCAACGGCAAAGGUGGCUUCGUGGUGCUGGACGGAGAGACCUUCGAGCUGAAGGGCAACUGGGAGAACGAGUGUGAGGCUCCCCCGACCGGCUACGACUUCUGGUACCAGGCGCGGCACAACGUCCUGGUCAGCUCGGCCGGGCUGGUGCCCAAGGUGGCCGGGCGCGGCUUCAACCCCGACGACCUCAAGAAAGGGGUCUUCGGCCGCCGCCUGAACGUGUGGAACCUGUCGUGCCGCAGCCUGACGCAGUGCUUCGACCUGGGCGAGGAUUCUCUGCCGCUGAGCGUGCGCUUCCUGCACAGCCCCGAGGCCGCCGAGGGCUACGUGGGCUGUGCCCUGAGCGGGGCCAUCUUCCGCUUCUACAAAUCCUGCGAGGCGAGUGCGAGCCCGGCAGCGCCCGGGGCGGCGGGGACCGCGAGCAGGAGCGGGACGAGGAGGAGGAGGAGGAGGAGGAGGAGCGGGGACAGGGAGGGGCCGGGGCAGCGGGGCUCGGGGGCAGCGGGUGUGGUGCCCCCAGUAAGCCCAGUCCGUGUGUCCCAGUGCAAGCGCGUGUACGGCGGCCCCGCCCCCCAUGCGAGCCCGUCCCGCUGGCCCCGGGCCCGGGCGCUCCCCGGCGCUGCCCGAGCAGCUCCGGGGGGUCCGGGCGGCCCCGGGGGUCGCUGUCGCCGCGAGCCGCCGCUGUCCCCGCGCAGGGAGGGCUCGGUGAUGCUGCAGCUCGACGUGGACACGGACAAGGGCGGCCUGGCCGUGAACAAGAACUUCCUGGUGGAUUUCGGCAAGGAGCCCCACGGGCCGUGCCUGGCGCACGCGAUUCGCUUCCCCGGCGGCGACGCCAAAUCCGUGACCCUGCCCUGAGCCAGCCCGGCAGCGCCGCGGGACCGGGGGUCCCGGGGGACCGCGGCUGUGGGGUGCCCCGGGUGAUGGGAUCGGGGCUGUGGGGUGCCCCGGGUGAUGGGAUCGGGGCUGUGGGGUGCCCCGGGUGAUGGGAUCGGGGCUGUGGGGUUCCCCGGGUGAUUCUGGGCUUUAGGAUCUCAUGGGGGAUUCCUGCUUUGGGGUCCCCUCGGGUGAUUUCAGGGUUCGGCAUCCCCCGGGCCAUUCCCGGCCAUCCCUGUCCCUGUCCCUGUCCCUGUCGCUUUCC
Onychostruthus taczanowskii (white-rumped snowfinch) is the source of this 1709-nucleotide messenger RNA. RefSeq names its product methanethiol oxidase-like. The transcript has 9 exons. NCBI's taxonomy places the organism in Eukaryota, Metazoa, Chordata, Aves, Passeriformes, Passeridae. Gene Ontology annotation, molecular function: selenium binding. The record is from RefSeq and is a predicted model, not a curated record. Bases 101 to 1426 code for a protein of 441 amino acids.